Mugil cephalus (flathead mullet) is the source of this 6084-nucleotide messenger RNA. It is a transcript of the gene foxo3b, whose product is annotated as forkhead box O3b. Gene Ontology annotation, biological process: regulation of transcription by RNA polymerase II. Bases 575 to 2581 code for a protein of 668 amino acids. Gene Ontology annotation, molecular function: DNA-binding transcription factor activity, RNA polymerase II-specific; RNA polymerase II cis-regulatory region sequence-specific DNA binding. Gene Ontology annotation, cellular component: mitochondrial matrix; nucleus. The transcript is spliced from 4 exons. Lineage: Eukaryota; Metazoa; Chordata; Actinopteri; Mugiliformes; Mugilidae. The record is from RefSeq and is a predicted model, not a curated record.
GGCUGGCCCUUGAUCGACUCGCAUGCGUGUGUGCUUUUGUGCGUAAGCGUGUGUGUGUGUGCGUGUGUGUGCGACUAUGAAUGCUUGUGUGUGGAGAGCAAAUCGAGAUACAGUAGUAACCCAGAGUGAGGUGGCAGUCUUAUUCCACAUCGACUUGCCCUGCAUACAUCCUAUCUGUCUUCAUAUCGCAGAGCGCAUUUGAGGAGUGAAUGAGAAAAUAGCCAAGAUGGCAUCUGGAAGUGGAUGUGGACAAUCCUGGAUCUAGUCUCCACUGUUUUAUUUCCAUUUUUAUUUUUAUUUUUUCUAUCGCGGAGUGCAAGGUACCUCAUUUAAAGUGUUCGUGUGGAUUUAUUUCCCAGAGAAACGCGGGUUGUGGCAUUUCCCCCUCAGCUGCUAAUCUCAUGCGUUAAUAACGAAGUUGCUCUUGGCCCUGCUGGGACUCCGCUAGUGUACAACUGCAACAAAAGACGGGAGCGCGCAUUCAUGGGACGCGACUUUGACAGCUCUUCGUUUCUUGUCUUUUAACUUUAACCACCUGGCAGCGGGGGAGGGAUCGUGACUGGAGCCGGACGCAAUGGCUGAGGCUGCGCUCCCAGACGAGCUCCCGGACUUGGACGUGGUCAUCGACCCGGACUUUGAGCCCCAGAAGCGGCCCAGAUCUUGCACCUGGCCGCUGCCGCGGCCGGACUCGAACGCAGGGAAACCGGAGAGCAAUGACACAGAUAUCAUACCCGAGGAAGAGGACGACGAAGAGGACAAUGCCACCGCUACGGCCAUCGGUGUCAAUGGUUCUGGCGCGGCGACGGAGGACCAGGGUAGCAGCAGCCCCGCAGCGGAUGGAGCGCUCUCUUCCCCCGGCCACGAGAGCGGAGGCUCCCCGCACUCCACGCACUCUCCGUCGGCUACCUCUGGCGCGCUGACCCCCAGCAGUUUGGUCGCGGCGCAGACCCCGAGGAAAACAUCAUCUCGCCGAAACGCCUGGGGAAAUCUCUCCUACGCCGACCUGAUAACCAAAGCCAUCGAGAGCGCGCCAGACAAGAGAUUGACACUGUCCCAGAUUUAUGACUGGAUGGUGAGAUCCAUCCCCUACUUCAAAGACAAAGGCGACAGCAACAGCUCCGCAGGAUGGAAGAACUCCAUCCGGCACAAUCUUUCCCUCCACAGUCGCUUCAUCCGUGUCCAGAACGAGGGAACGGGAAAAAGUUCCUGGUGGAUGAUCAACCCGGAGGGAGGGAAGGGUGGAAAGGCUCCGCGGCGCCGAGCGGUCUCCAUGGACAACAGCAACAAGUACACAAAAUCCGCCCGUGGCCGCGCAGCCAAGAAGAAGGCUGCGCUGCAGGCUGCAGCUGCUGCAGCCGGUGAAGGCGGCGGGGACAGUCCUUCGGGGCUUUCCAAGUGGCCUGGGAGCCCAACGUCACGCAGCAGCGAGGAGCUGGAUGCCUGGACAGACUUCCGCUCUCGCACCAACUCCAAUGCCAGCACAGUGAGCAGUCGCCUCUCACCGAUUCUGGCCAACCCCGAGCUGGACGAGGUGCCCGACGACGAGCCUCCUCUUUCACCGAUGCUCUACUCCAGUCCUGGCAGGGCGCUGUCUCCAGGGAAUCCCACAACCAACGGGAAAGCUGCGCCGCCUGAGCUGCCCCGCCUAGCUGACCUGACAGGUACAAUGAACCUCAAUGACGGACUCACGGAUGACUUGAUGAAUGAGUUGCUGGAUAACAUCAACCUGGUGCCAACCACUUCCAGCCAGUCGGUACCAAAUGGUUCCUCAGGGUUCACUUUUGGGUCCAAACCCAAUGGGAUAUGUUCACCUUCCUCCGCUUCUUCUCCAUCCCCCAACUCUUCUUCUAACGGAGGAAGUAAUGGCUUCGGUAACUCCAUCUUCGGCCCUCACACGACGGGCUCCUCUCUGCGUCCGUCCCCCAUGCAGACCAUCCAGGAGAACAAACAAACGUCCUUCUCCAGCAUCAGCAUGUCCCGCUUUGGCAGCCAGACACUACAGGACCUGCUCAACUCUGACAGCCACAACCACAGCGAUGUCAUGAUGACCCAGUCUGACCCGCUCAUGUCGCAGGCCAGCGCGGCCGCCGUCAUUUCCCAGAACUCUCGCCGCGGCCUCAUGAUCCGUAAUGAUCCUGUAAUGACCUUCGGGACCACUGGGGGACUUCAGAGCGGCCAACGGGAGAUGAUACAAAGCAACAACCACAACCAGAGCUCCCUGAGGUCUUUAAACGGAGGCCUGAACCUGGCCAACGAGGCCAACUCUCUGGCUAAUGCUAAACAGCAGCUCCUACUGUCGCCCUUGGGAGGAAAUGGGUCCUCCUCCAUGCAGAUCGACACCUCAAUCUUCUUGAACGGAACAGUAGGCAGCAGCGGAGGGAUCUGUCAGGAUCGUUUCCCCACAGAUCUGGACCUGGACAUGUUCAAUGGCAGCCUGGAGUGUGACAUGGACUCCAUCAUCAGGAAUGACCUGAUGGACGCAGACGGCUUGGAUUUUAACUUUGACUCUCUGGCCAACAUGAAUGGAGUCGGCAACUUCACGAGCGCCAAGCAGACCUCUCAGAGCUGGGUACCUGGCUGAGAGGGUAGGAGCAAAGCAGGUCUGAACUGUGUGGUGCAAGAGAAGAUCAGACAAACAACAUCCCUUUUGCCAAACCUGCCAUCAGCACAAUGUAAAAUAGAAACCCCGUGUUUACAGACUUCCUCUCGAGAGCUUUACCUUCGCUCCCACACUGGUGAACCAUGAACAAUCCGACAGACUCUAGAGAUGCUGCACAUCAGCCCUCAAAGCCUCCUGUGAAAACAGCGACAAAAAGGAAGGCAACGGCAAACAAUCACAACAAACUCACAAACAACAAUUAUGCAAUUCUCCUUUGACACCCGGUCUGCUGAUAUCAAAGAGACACUGCUUUUAUCAGAAGGAUUUUCAGGUGGACUGAAUAUCAGGCAGUGGUGGAAGGAGUGCAUCGUGCAGUGGUUCCCGUUGAAGGCAAAAAAAACAAAACAAAAAAAAAGCUGAAAGUGUAUAAAAAAAAAAAUCAAGAAGUGAUGUGGUGUAAAGCUGAUCCAGUGGUUUCCUGGGAUGUGUUAUGUUGGAAAAAAAAUCCCUCUGUUCUUAGUGAUUUUUUAAAUGUUCCAUAUUUGUUUUGUUGCAUUUUUUUUUUUUUUGUUUUCUGUAUUAUCAUCAUUGUUUCUGGAGCGUACACGUCCGCGCAAAAGUAACCUGGAGGUGUACUGGUGACAUGAAGAGAUGGAAAUGGAGCGUCUUACUCACUGAGUGGCCAUGCAUAGAAGCAGUACAUGCAAACCACAGCACGCAGUACGGACAAACUGACACUUCGCGAGAGAGUCUGCAGAACCUCCGUAACCUUAGAAGUCGAAAUGUCUCAAUUUAACGCGAUGCACUUGCUGUUUUCUUAUUAUAAAUUGCUUGAAUUUAAAUUAACUGCAGAAUACUGAGGAUUAUAUUUCAAUUAGCUAAGUACUACGACAUAUGUUUUACUCUUGUGUAUAUCAAACUGUAGGAAGAGAAAAAAAAAAGAGAAAAUCAAAAAGAGAGCAGAAGAAAUUCUUCGUCGUGGAUUUUUGUACAGUGCGGGGCAGCGGAGGAUUUGAGAGAGAGGGGGGGAAAGAUCUUUUCUUUUCGUAUAUUCUGGUGAGGUCUGUUGAGGUCGUUUGUCACAGCAUAUGAUGUAGCCAAAAUGAAUACCUGUGUCCUAGGGUUGUGAACAUUUCCACACCAUAACAGGUGCUAUAUAAACAGUGUUGAAUCCUGUCCUGAGAGCAAACCGUGCUUUUUAUUUGGUCUGUGUUUUGUUGUUGUUGUUUUUAUUUUUUAUUUUUUAUUUACCCACAACCUGCAGAAGCCCAGAGCUGCAGCCACUUGUAGCACGGCGAGGUUGAAGACGGCAGGGGGAGCAGGGUUUUUAGGCUCAUUCCUCUAGAAGCCAUUUGUUUCUUGAGUAAAACAAUAAGCUAACUCUGUAUAUUGCCAAAUUACUUGAAACAAACAGUAGGAUAUGCUGGCAGCCAAAUCACACAUGCACACACACACACACACACACCACACACACACACACACAUAAAUUACACGUACACGCACGAAAGAAAACACGCAGAAAAAAAAAUGUAUAAAAUAAUAGCAGGGAUCUGUGUUAAGCUCUGCUGUUUUCUCGUCAUGAGCUUGUAGGGCUUGUUAUGCAUAUACGGAAUCACUCAGGGGGGAAAAGGGAGGCUUCCCGUUUAAGAAACAUCAAGUCACAUUCGAAUAGUAUUUUCACAUUUCUUGAUUUAAGAAAAAAAAAAAAAAAAAAGAAUUAAAAAAAAAAGGCGCGUUGUGUUUGUGAACUUGUAACCUGUGAACUUUUGGCCGUCGAGGUGACGAGGAGGAAGGAAGAUAAACGUCAGGAUUAUUACUUCACCGUCAGUUAUUUUUGGUUUUACUGUCUGAGCGUUUUUUUCUGUCUUUCUUCUUUCUUUUUUUUUUUGCUCUUCUCCUUGGACUCGAGACACACACAUACACACAUCAUCCCCUUCGUGGACACGCCUGGUGCUCCUGCAGGUGAUCUCCUGUACCCUUUGAGUACAUGCUAAUGUCUGUAUGUGUUUAUCUGCGGGGUUCAUUUCAGCUGAACCGAGCUCACUAGGAUGUGUGUAAUCCCUCACGGUGCAUACGAUGCAGUCGACUGUAUGCAUGUAUGUAUUUAUGCAUUAUGAGUAGUGUGAAAUGCAUAUGUACUCGCUGUAUGUCCCUAUAUAAUCAUGUAGACCCUUUGUGAUACCUCUGAAGUUGAAGAAACAUUGAACGACGCUCUGUGCCAGGUCGGAAGGGAACACUGUUACCAUCAGUCUCGUCGAUAAAAACCAGCUUCUGAAAGCGAAAUGGCGGCAAGCGCCAUUGUUGUAGCAUCCGGAGAUCCUGGUGCCCCUUCGGUCAUUUUGGGGGCAGUGACAUGAAGUGUAUUCCCCUGCUGUGUAUUAUAGUGUACAGAUUUGUGUAUAUCACAUAAAGGCCCGGGCAGAGGAGUGGGAGUGCAUGGUUGGCUAGAAUGAUCUACUGUGCUGUCUGAGGUUUAGUGCAUGAGCUAGCUGUACCCCCAAUCGGCCCUUCCAAGUGGUGCUGUCCUGCAAUGGAAAUUGCAACGAUCGACAGGAACCUUUUCCGAUUUUUUUUUAAAAAUCAGGGCUUACAGACGAAUACCUGCACCGUUCUCUUAUAUUACUAUUAUGUGUGUGCAUUAAUUAACGCAGACGCGAGGAAAACGGGGAGGGAAAUGGACGUUCCUUAGCUUCACGCUUGACUUAUUGCAUAUGGAGCAGGUUCACGUCUCGGUGCUCUCAGCGACCCGCUAACUUUGACGUGAUGAAAGUGUCAUCUGACAAUGAGCUAGGAUUUCCGGCGCGCACUUACAUCUGAAAUGUCCAGAACACUAUCUAUCAUUUCUCUUGACAGGGGGAAUCCCGAGCCACCGCCUGAGCCGCUAAAGAUCCGAAUUCACCCACACUGACUGUACUAAAAAAACACGACUUUUACUUUAUCCUGUGAACACGACUGACAAGGCGGAUUCGGGGGGAAACGCCGUAAUCCUUUCCACGCGCAAAGAGGGGUUGCGGAGACUUUUUUGUACAUUGCGCGUGACACCUUUUUUGGCUGUUCAGGGCGGACAAUUUACACCCACUAGUCCUGGUGGAGCGGGCCUCCCACCCGACCACUCGGCGCUUUCGUUCAGGCACAGUUGAUCUCCCGUCGUGCUCGACAUGCACACACUUGCAGCACAACAUAUGCUGGUUUAAAAACUAAGAAAAGCAAAAAUACAAAAAAAAAAAAACAAUAAAGACAUACCACUAGAUACCCUAAUCACCUCUUGGAUGUUUCCUUUUUAAUACUGAAUCCUUCCGUUCUUGUUAAGAAGGCCUGGCCAGCUCCCCUCCAUACAUACGCCCUCCGAACUUUUCCCGUUAUUAAUCUUGCUUCUUCUCGACUUGAUGUUAGUGGGUAUUUUUCCUGUGUAUUCCAUUUUGAAUUGUAAUCUAGUUUGUAUAAGAAAUGGUGCGCAUGUAAAUAAAGCUUGGUGAGGCUCCACA